ACAGUGACAGCGUUGCAAUCAUUCGCGUGUUUUUACUGCUGGGGACAAAAAUGUUACCCCCGCGGCGUUGUUGUUACUCCGAUGUUACCGCCAACAUCAGGGCGCUGACUCCCCGCGUGUACCUCAGUGACUUACGUCGCGGACCCGGGGGGCGGGAAGCUCGUGCAGUGCUUGGGCCGCGCGCCGCCGCCGCCCUUGGCGUCAGGCGGCUGGUGCUGCGGUUGGCUGGCGCGCGGGCCGUGCCCCUCCCGCCCAAUGACAGCGCGCUCCGCCGGCGAGGGCGACCCGGGCUCCGGGCAGUUGGCGGGGGAGCGCGGUGCGCGAGCGGAGUCAGUUGAGCGCGCGUCACGCCUGCAUCCGUCUCGACCCGGGUUGGUGGCGGGCGGUUAACCAAGAGCUGACAGCAGCGGAGAACGGGGGCAGCUCAUCUUGUGCCGACUUUCUUCGAUGCAAGAGAGAACUAAGAAGACGACGAAUCAGAGGAGCGGGACAAACAUCUGCGCUGUUAUCUGGGCGAUUAGUGACUUGUACCUUUGUUUAGAUCCCCCGACUCCCCAGCCCUUCGCUUCCCUGUCUUGUAUCUAAUUCUCAUAUCUCCGCACCCUCCUCUGCCCCUCCACGUUUGCAUCCCCCCAAAACCCUCCUGUGUCCAGUGAGCAGCAGCUUGUCCCUUCGUGCAACCUCAGCAUCAUCCAAAUGUGCCGCCUCAUUGUGAGAGAGUGAGCCGCGACAGUGCAUGGUGUGCGUGUGUUUGCGGAAGGGCAUGAUUUCAGUAUUUCCUUGUGCUUUCAAGAGUUGAAACAACAGAAUGAGUAAAUCAGACUCCAAAGUAGCUGAAGGGGGACUCAACGUCACUCUUACAAUCCGCCUACUUAUGCAUGGAAAGGAGAAGAUCUCCUUUAGAAAGCCCUUCGCACAGAUGGUCUGGGUCUCUUUAACUUCAUGCUGCUCUGUGAUGGAGGAAGUUGGAAGCAUCAUUGGAAAGAAAGGAGAGACAGUGAAAAAGAUGAGAGAGGAGAGUAGUGCAAGAAUCAACAUUUCAGAGGGAUCCUGUCCGGAGCGCAUUGUAACGAUAACAGGCCCAACAGAUGCCAUUUUCAAGGCCUUUUCGAUGAUAGCAAACAAAUUUGAAGAGGAUAUAAAUGCUUCAAUGACAAAUAGUACAGUGGCAAGCAAACCACCUGUGACGUUACGUCUGGUUGUUCCAGCAAGCCAAUGUGGUUCUCUCAUAGGCAAAGGAGGUUCAAAGAUUAAAGAAAUCCGUGAGACCACAGGGGCCCAGGUACAGGUAGCAGGUGAUAUGCUUCCAAACUCCACAGAACGGGCAGUUACUAUUUCCGGCACACCAGAUGCCAUCAUUCAAUGUGUAAAACAGAUCUGUGUGGUGAUGCUAGAGUCCCCACCUAAAGGUGCCACAAUUCCCUAUCGCCCAAAGCCUGCCUCUGCACCCGUCAUUUUUGCAGGUGGCCAGGUAAGAGCAGACAACAUUUUGGCUUCUGCGGGAAACCACAGCAUCUUGGCCCACCAUCAGCCAGCACCUGCAUACACAGUUCAGGGACAGUAUGCAAUUCCUCAUCCAGACUUGACCAAGCUUCACCAGUUGGCUAUGCAGCAUACCCCUUUUACUCCCCUUGGGCAGACCACCCCUGGUUUCCCUGGACUGGAUGCUACAGGUCAGACCAGUUCCCAUGAACUUACUAUUCCAAAUGAUUUAAUAGGAUGUAUUAUUGGCAGACAAGGAAGCAAAAUAAAUGAAAUUAGACAGAUGUCAGGAGCACAAAUCAAAAUUGCAAAUGCAACAGAAGGUUCCACAGAGCGACAGAUUACCAUCACAGGAUCCCCUGCCAAUAUUAGCCUGGCACAGUACCUUAUAAAUGCAAGCUUAGAGAUGGCUAAAGUCAGCACCCAGACUGCUUCCGUCACCAACCCUGUUGACCUGAACAUGAACCUCUCUCAGUCUGCUACCCCUACCUCCACCCCCACCUCUGUGGCUGUUUUGGCAGCAGCAGCAGCUGCUUCUGUGGUCAAUGUGAACACUCCUUCCCCUUUACCAACACCCCACUAUGCCGCUCCUGUCUCCAAUCUGCUUGGCAUGAAUACUGUCCCACUCUUGCCGCUUAAUGCCGCAGCUGCUGCAGGGACCACAGGGAAUUUAUCUGCUUACUCUCCCAAAAUUCCAUCGACGAGCGGGGUUAAGAAAUCUGAUCGGCAGAAGUUUGCUCCGUAUUGAAGGGAUGUGAAUAUAGUUUUUCCGGUCUCUACCAAGAUCAUGUGGUAGAAGAUGAAUGCUAAGGAAACAUUUUAAAUUUUAUUCAUUUGUAAUGUAAUUGUUAACUCAUAAAAUUGUCUUCCACCUUCCACUACUAUCAACAAAGUGAUGCAACUAGUUCCAACAGCUUACUGACCUAUUUUAUAAGAGAAAGAAAUCUUUUCCAACAAUUGGAGAUAAAGCGGUCAAGCAUUUUAAUUGAAAAUGACAUGUCCUACACCACUGACUACUUCUACACUAGAUAUCAAUUGUAAAAACUAUGUAAAGAGCAUUUCAAAAGUAGUACAUGCAUUGGUGAAUUGUCACAAAACGAGAAGACUCUUAGAACAAGUCAAAAGUCAAGGAGGAUUAAAAUAGCUGUAAUAAUGGGUAAACUGCCCUAGGGUGGAAUAUUGUGUGGAAGGGUGGGUUGGUGAAUCAGACAGUGAGGAAUGGACAAUAAUCCAACCUGCUCGAUUAUUCUUCCACUACUGUAACUGGAAGAAGAAGUGUUACGGUGUGUAAUACUCCCUGUCUCUGUUGUUUUUUUCUCUCUCCUCAUGUGAUUUUAUUUCUCCAAGCAGUAAAGAUGAACAUCUUCCACGGGUUUCAGUGAUAUAGGAAAGAUCGAUAUGAUUGAUUUAAAUCCAUAGAUUCAUAGAGUUAUACAGGAUGGAAGCAGGCCCUUCAGCCCAACUCAUCCAUACCAACGAGGAUGCCUAUCUAAACUAAUCCCAUCUGCCUGCGUUUGUCCCAUAUCCCCCUAAACCUUUCCUAUCCAUGAACCUGUCCAAAUGUCUUUUAAAUGUUGUUAUUGCAUCUGCUUCCACCACCUCUACUGGCAGCUCAUUCCAGAUAUUCACCACCCUCUAUCCCCUCAGAUCUCCUUUAAACCCUUCCACUCUCACCUUAAGCCUAUGCUCUCUCGUUUUGGAUUCCUCUCUGCUGGGAAAUAAAACUAUCUACCCUAUCUAUGACACUCAUAAUUUUAUGAACCUCUAUAAGGUCACCUCUCAGCCUGUUUCACUCCAUGGAAAACAGCUCCAGUCUAUUUGUUCAGUGAAAGCAGUUUUCAGUCAUUAAUUAAUUUUGUGGCAUACAGUCAUAAAAAGCAAUUAUGAGCUUGAUUUUAAUCUUGUAGAUGAAAAUGAGGACCAUUUUUGUGGCAGCAUCGCAAUAACAUACUGGUUGUCAUGUUCCAAAUUAAAACUGCCUAGUGGUCAGUGAAAGUUGCAGCCAUUCAAUUAAAACUGGAAUCCAAUAUGGAGCCAUCGAGGUCCAAGGAAAUGGUGGACAAAGACAUUAAUAUUAAAUUGAAAAUAAAUAGUUUGAGAGAUUAAAUUUGUAGCUGAAAUGCAAAUCAUCUCAAAAAAGCCUAUACCCUAUGGCCUGAUUGGUUGUUGGGUUUCGGGCAAGCUAACUGCAAAUGCCAAUUGAAUAUCCAGAUUACAGUUUGCCUGUAGAAGCCUGAGCAAUUUCUGUGAAAGAGUUGUGUGAUUCACAAAUUAGGUCACAGAAUACUGUACACAAUUUAGUUCCAGGAAGAAUGGGAUUGGACUAAUGAGGGCACAGACGAUAUUUCCAAAGCUGUUGCAACGAUGGGAGAAUUUUAGUUCUGAGGAAGGUUUGUCUAGGCUAGAGUUACUCUCUUUGGAACAGAGGAUGUUGAGGGGAGAUUAAAGCAGAGGGACCAAGUUAAAUGGGAUUGGAUGACCUUUGUCUCAUAGCAAGACAUAAGAUAUCUCCCCUUAAGUUAUUAUUUAUAUUUAUUUCAUACAUCAUAGAGGCAACCAUUCUGCCCAUUGAGUCUGUGCCAGUUUUCCAUUCCCCUACUUAUUUCCCUGGAACCUAUUCUCUCUUACAUGCCCAUCAACUCCCCCUGAUUCUCUGCCAUCCAUCUACAUGAAGGACAGUUUGCCCUAGCCAAUUAGCCUACCAGCAUGUCUUUAGGAUUUGGGAUGAAACUGGAGCACAUGGGGGAAAUGCACACAGUGAAGGGAGGAACUGUAACCUCCACACAGACAGCAUUGAAGCCUUGCUGCAGCUGCACAUCUGCUGCAUAGGUGUACUAUUCUAUGAAGAGAAAGUUUACACCCUGAGGGUGGUGCGUUUCUCACAGACACUAUGGUCGAAAGGCAAUCCUUGCCAUAAAUUUCUAUGAGUUCAGACUACCUCCAGCUACCAUCCUAUUUGCAGGAAGGAACUGGGAAUGAAAUAGAAUGGAUGGGAGGAGAGAUGAAGUAGAAGGGACCAUGCCUAGGUCACCAUCAUCUUGCAGAAUUUUUGAGGAGCCAGUAAGUCCACUCCUGCCAUUUCUUAGUACCUUUCUUUGGUUCCUAUGAGAACCAUAAUUAGGUCAGUUAAGGCCCAAAAUAAAAGAAGUUUGGCUGCUCAAAGCAUGGAGUAACUGAGCAGUGUCUAUCAGACCCAAGCUUUGCUGAUUUGUACAUGACUUUCCAUUGGAUGUCUCAUAACCAAGGUUCAGUCCACGAUUUGCAAAAGCAAAGCAGGUGUUGUCUAGUUCAGGUGGAUGCUCUGUACAUCUAAAAGUCACAGUGGAAAGUUGGAAAUUCUUAUAUUUUACUUUCUAUCCAAAAGUGCCAGGAUUUUGAAGUUCGUUGAGAAAACAUUACAUUUGUAUUGGACAAGCACACAGAAGCAAGAUAUUGAAUUCCUUACUGUUUACUGCCUACCAGGGGAGUUGUGUGUGCAGGUAUCACAGGGAGAUCACCAUGCAGUCCUACAUUUGCCUAGCAGGGCAAGGCAGAGAAAAAUCAAAUGUGGCCCUCUAUAACUUUUAUGAUGUAGUCCUGGAUACAGAGUUGUAAUGUAAUUAGCCAACUCUGCCUGUAAAAACACUUUGGACAGAAUCAUGGUUGAUCUAGCCCACCACCUGUGCUAGUUAUCUAUGCAUUUCCCACUGAUGCAUUGAGAAUCCAUUUGUUGAGCGGACUUCAGUGCCUUGGCUAAGCCUUGAGGGGUAGUGGGCUGCAAAUGAGGGCUAGGACCCGGGUGGCAGGGCCUGAAGCCCUGAUUCGGGUAUUCCUUGGUAACUUCUGAUAACUUUCUGCCGUUAAAGAGCUGCUGAACAAUUUUAAAUGUGCCUGGGUUAUUUAAAAUAAAACACAUUGGAGUGGAUUUGAAUAAUUUAGAAAAAUAAUUAAGAUAAAAUUAAGUAAAUUUACUUAAAAUGCAUUUAAAUUGAAGAAAUGAAUUAAACCAUGAUAAUUAAGUAAAAUUUAAAAAAAAAACAUCAAUGACCUUUUUUAAUUAACAUUGACUACCCUUUCAUAUGAAUAGGGUCAUAUGAUAUACCCCAGAUGUCCCUGAAGUCAGAUAUGAAGUGCAUCUGGCCCUUCCAAUCACUAUGUUUAUGAUUUAGUCCUCAUAACAGUGUUCAGUGGAGAGUUAGAGCAGGAAGUUGUAUGAAUCUGUUCUCAGGAGAAAUCUCCUUGAAGAUCUAGCCCGUUAUUGAAAAUGUGAGCUUGGCAGUCUGCAUGGUCAGCAUAAACAUCCACAGUCUGUAAACCCUGCUAAGUUAGUUCAGAUGGGUUAGGCAAUAUUAGAGUAGCUUGAGGUAAGGAAAGGGAAAUCAUCCCAUAGCUGCUUUGAAUUGCUUCCCAAUGAACCCUGGUUUAAUGUAGACGUCAAGUGAGCCUACGUUUUAGAAUGCAAGGUUCUUAAUAGUCAGGCAGCCUGCAACCUUCACAUUCAAUGUAUGAAGAUCCACCCCUUGACAAUAUUGCAGCAGAAUGCCAUUAGGUCUAUCAAUGCCAACAUUUUCAGAAGCGGGAAAGGGAAAAUUUAAAAAGCAUAGAUAAGUGUAAUUGGGCGGAGGGGUUCAUUGGGCUGGAAGGGCCUGUUACCGUGCUGUAUAUAUUUAAAAAAAAGAGUUGUAAUCUGCUGUUAGGUUAACUUUUACAAAAUUGAGGAUAAUUUUCAUCUUCAGCACCUGGGCAAUAACCAUUUGGUGCAGAUUUAGAUGGGGUGAAGAUUAAAUACAUUUUAUCAUUAGUGUAAUGUCUGUUCCAGAGAUUGUUGUAUAUUUAAUAAUGUAUACUGAAUUAUGGUUUAAUUUUGUUUUUAUGAGGCACACUAUAUGUAGGGUGUUUUAAAGGCUGACACUAAAAUACUUCCAAAAUGUUUUUUUUAAUGGGAGAAUUGAAAAUUUACAAUCUAAUCAUCUGUUGUAAGUUUCUUAUAACCAACAUGUUACAGGCAAAGUAAGAUGAGCCAAAAUGCAUUGUUAAUAUGUGGUGGAUGGUGAAGAAUAUAUAUCAUAGCAGUAUUGUAUGUUUGUGUGUGUAUCCAAGAAUAUUAAAAAAAAUUAUGCUUGCAUGUUAGGAAUUAGAUGAGGGAUUUAAUAUAGAUUGAGAUCAAUUAGGGAUUCACAAUAGGCUGAAGCCAUAACAAAGACUUAUUUCAGUGUAUCUGCAGAAAAAAAACUUGAUCAGUCUUACAAGUAUCACAAGUAAAACAUCUUCUUUGCAGUAUAGCAAGCUUAACCAAAGAAUGGCUAUGCCAUUUAGUCCAGGAAGAUCCUUGGCUGAGUCCCUAUCAGUGCUCCGUUGAAUGUAUUUGUGUAGAUGGCAACUUAGUGAUCCAGUUACCAAUAAGUAAAAUUGAUCAGAGUUAUUCGUUCUGUUUGCUAUUCAGCAACCCCUUUUAUAAUGAAUAUGUGUGGACACCAGGAUGUGCAAAGUAUUAGACACAGCAAUGCUGCCUUCAAGCCAAAUAGUUUGUUGACAUUAACUUUCAAUUUCUUACAUUAAUAAUUGCUAUUUAGACAAAAUACCUGAAGGGAAGAAUGAGGAGGAGUAAGUAAUCGAAAGAAAAAAUAAUCAAUGCAGAAUGAGUCAACAGAUUGACUUCUGGAUAUUUUUAUAAAAACAAAUUAGAAGGGAUGGGGAUCCACCUCAUGACUGGGCAUAAGGCAUAAAAUAUGAAUUGUAUACUUUGAAAAUAGUGCCAAUGAAUUUGUUGAUUUAAUUAAAUUUCACUAAGUACUGGGUCAUUAUCUGUUGGAGCUAGUUAAUAUUAAUUGUUUUGUUUUGCCCAUUCAUCUUGUUUUAAUUUAGUUUUGCAGCACUGAUGCAGGACUAUAAUAUUUGUAUUCCUCUGAAUUCAUAUAAUCAUCAAUCAUAACAUUCACUUUGCACUCUAUAGACCAAUAUAUAAAGCUUUAUCUGUAUUGAGAAUAUUUGAAUAUAUAUUGGAGGGAAAAGGAGCAAAAUACAAAUGCAACAUUUGUUAAUAAGUGACAUUUUAAAACACAUUCUGGUACAUGGUUGUGUAGGGCAAUAAGUAUUACAAUGUAUGUUACUGUAUUUUGGAGCUCUCUACAACUUUAGCAAAAUUGCACUAAUUUGUACUUUAGAGUUAGAACUGUUGUUCUUAUGGUGUUGUUUAUUUUAGCAGUGUAUUUUGUUUGUCUGUAUAUAAUGAAGGAAAUAUUUGGAAGCAAUGUUCAAAAAUCUCAUCUAGUUAACAACUUGUUCUCUUAAAAUUUUGUUGUAAAUUUUUAUCCUAGAAUCCUGUUCUUAUUUAUUGCUGAAAAUAUUGUCAGGAUAAGUGGAUGAAUCAUGUACUAGUGUUUCAACAAAAUUACAAAGUUGAGAAGUACUUUGCUUUUCUGUUUUUCUUGAUUUUGUUCCUGCAUUUUAGGCUCACUUCAGAAGUUUCUGGCCUGGGGGCUCUGUAAUGUAUCCGUCAUGCAAAACUGCAUUAGUCACAAGACAGAACAUUCUCACUGGCCCAUGUGACAAUGAUUUCUAUGGACUUUAAUCUACAGAAUAAGAGAAGAAUUCCUACCAUUUCUAACUCUGUUCUUAAUAUUGAGGAAUAAAUGCUUUUGCUGCCUCAACUAUUAAAUCUAACUCUUAUGUUACUACAUCAUUCUUACAAUUUUAAACAUCUUUUUGUAGCUCAUGUUAUUUAAAUGUUUAAAGAUUUUUUUUCCCAGAGGUGUUCAUCCUUUAGCAACUCUUUUAACAAAGCAUGGGCUGGUAGAACUCCAAUUCUGUGUCCUCUGUCAUAGAUGUUAAAGCAACUUUAAAAUUAUGAUUUUUAUAAAUAAAAAUGCACCUAAGGAAACCUAAAAUCUGUGAGCCAUAUCAUUAGAUGGCAUAUUUACAAUUGCUUGUUGUGAGUUUUAUUAAAAUGUUUAUGGAAAUUAUAUUUAAUAAAUUGUCUGAUAUCUGACAGACUUCUGCA
Messenger RNA from Pristis pectinata (smalltooth sawfish), 8461 nucleotides. RefSeq lists its product as uncharacterized. The transcript has 15 exons. Gene Ontology annotation, biological process: regulation of RNA metabolic process; regulation of gene expression. Gene Ontology annotation, molecular function: single-stranded DNA binding; mRNA binding. The coding region runs from base 809 to 2230 and encodes 473 amino acids. The record is from RefSeq and is a predicted model, not a curated record. Gene Ontology annotation, cellular component: cytoplasm; nucleoplasm; nucleus. Lineage: Eukaryota; Metazoa; Chordata; Chondrichthyes; Rhinopristiformes; Pristidae.